GCACAAAGACAAGAGAGAGAGAGAGAGAGUAAAACUAGGGUUUUAACCUUUUCAGUCUCAACUCCUUUUAUUUCCUUUACUCUUCUUCUUCCUCAUAUCUUCUUCAUUUCUUUAUCUACUUGACAUAGAUUUUUUCUGUACUUAAAGUCGUAUCUACAUGUGUUUCUGUGUCUCUUCUGGAACCAAAGAGAGAUAAUAACAAUAAUUAUAAUUGAAAAAGCACAAAUAUACUUAUCUUAAUAUAAAUCUCUCUUUGCUAUAUAUAUUGAGAUCACUCCCGUCUUUAUCAAAUUCUUCUUCCUCUCCCCUUUUCUAAUCCAGUCGAUCUCAUGUAGAUCUGAUCAUUUUCUCAUGCAAUCGAGAUAAAUCAUUUAGCUAUUGAUCUAAAGGAAAUGAAGAAUAGUAAAUGUAACCUCAUAGAUUCAAAGCUCGAAGAACAUCAUCAUCUUUGCGGAUCAAAACAUUGUCCUGGAUGUGGUCGCAUGAUUCAAGCUGCUACUAAACCAAAUUGGGUUGGAUUGCCGGCAGGAGUGAAGUUCGAUCCGACAGAUCAAGAACUCAUAGAACAUCUAGAAGCAAAAGUGAAGGGAAAAGACAAAAAUGAGAAAUGUUCAUCGUCUCAUCCACUAAUAGAUGAGUUUAUUCCCACCAUUGAUGGAGAAGAUGGGAUAUGUUAUACUCAUCCUCAGAAGCUUCCAGGAGUGACAAGAGAUGGCUUGAGCAAACACUUCUUCCACAAGCCAUCGAGAGCUUACACAACAGGAACAAGAAAACGACGCAAAAUCAUCCAAACAGAUCACGACUCGAAGUUAACCGGAUCAUCAGAAACCAGGUGGCACAAAACGGGAAAGACAAGACCGGUUAUGACCAACGGUCAACAAAGAGGAUGCAAGAAGAUAUUAGUACUCUACACAAACUUCGGCAAGAACCGACGACCGGAGAAAACAAAUUGGGUAAUGCAUCAAUAUCAUUUGGGGAUUAAUGAAGAAGAGAGAGAAGGGGAGCUUGUAGUAUCUAAGAUCUUUUAUCAGACACAACCUAGGCAAUGUGUAAGUAAUAUCCAUUGGUCUGAUCAUCAUGGUUCCAAGGAGGUGACUGGAAUUGGUGUCGGUGAUGAGAUCUCCGGCGUAGCUGCAGCGUUGCAGAGUCUUGGCUCCGGUGAUGUCGUUUCUAGGGUUAGGACGAAUCCCUAUACAAGAGGCUUUGAUGAGGGGACAGCCGAAGCUUCAAAGGGAAGAGAAAACCAGCGUGUGUCUGGCACGUGCGAGGAAGUACAUGAUGGGAUCAUAAGACCAUCAACAACAUCAUCAGUGUCAUCUCAUCAUAUGAUUCAUGAUCAUAAUCAACAUCAUCAAAUCGGAGAUAGAAGAGAAUUUCACAUAUCAUCAUAUCCGAUGACCCUUACUAUCACAUCGCAACAUGAGUCAAUCUUCAAUGUCACAAGUACUAUGCCCUUUCAGCAGCAGCAAUUAAGAGGUCGGUCGUCUGGUUCGGGAUUAGAAGACCUAAUAAUGGGUUGUACCACAGCUACUUCCACAGAAGACGAGCAUUCAGAAGCAAACCCACAGCAAAAUGCAGAGUGGUUAACGUUUCCACCCUACUGGAACCAAGCCGGAUCAGAGGGUCAAAACCAUAAAUUUUAACAGAACCAAAAAGGAAGCAGAGAAGUCUUUGCAAAAAAAACUCCUGAC
This is a messenger RNA of Camelina sativa (false flax), 1691 nucleotides long. RefSeq names its product NAC domain-containing protein 75-like. Gene Ontology annotation, cellular component: nucleus. Lineage: Eukaryota; Viridiplantae; Streptophyta; Magnoliopsida; Brassicales; Brassicaceae. Gene Ontology annotation, biological process: regulation of DNA-templated transcription. The record is from RefSeq and is a predicted model, not a curated record. Gene Ontology annotation, molecular function: DNA-binding transcription factor activity; transcription cis-regulatory region binding.